AUGCGUUUCACUCAGGUUGUUGCUGCUCUCGCCGCCACUGGCCUCGCCAGCGCUCAAAUCCCUGACGUCCCUUCCUGCUCGCUUCAAUGCUUUCUCGAUUCCCUAAGCAACGAUGGAUGCUCCGAGCUGACCGACUUUGCCUGCCACUGCACUAAGCCCCAGCUCCCCCAGGAAAUCACCCCCUGCGUGGAGAAAGCCUGUAGCGAAGCUGACCAGUCAGCCGUCUCCAGCGCCGUCGUCCAGGAGUGCUCCGCAGCUGGCCACCCCAUCUCCCUCCCCCCGGUUGGCGGCAGUAACGUCAGCCGCUCUGAAGCUACGGCUACCGCGUCGUCUGACUCUUCUGCUGUCGGUGACACCCCUUCAUCGGCUGUUGCUUCCUCGUCAGCUGUGGCUACGGGCUCUUCUUCGGGCGCUAUCCCGUCUGCUUCUGCGUCGUCUAGCAACUCCGGCUCGUCUAGCGCGCCACCUCUCUACACUGGCGCUGCUUCGAACAUGAAGUGCUCAAUUGCUGGUGCUGCGGCUGUUGCUGCUGCUGCUGUUUACGCUGCUUAA
Aspergillus ruber CBS 135680 is the source of this 552-nucleotide messenger RNA. RefSeq names its product CFEM domain-containing protein. The record is from RefSeq and is a predicted model, not a curated record. The transcript has 2 exons. NCBI's taxonomy places the organism in Eukaryota, Fungi, Ascomycota, Eurotiomycetes, Eurotiales, Aspergillaceae. Bases 1 to 552 code for a protein of 183 amino acids.